Ziziphus jujuba (common jujube) is the source of this 1821-nucleotide messenger RNA. Its product is annotated as BTB/POZ domain-containing protein At1g55760. Gene Ontology annotation, molecular function: protein binding. NCBI's taxonomy places the organism in Eukaryota, Viridiplantae, Streptophyta, Magnoliopsida, Rosales, Rhamnaceae. The record is from RefSeq and is a predicted model, not a curated record. Bases 527 to 1510 code for a protein of 327 amino acids. The transcript has 4 exons.
CUCUCCUGAAGUGCAGUGGAAGCCAACAAACCAAAACCAAACCACCCCCUGUCAAGACCCACGCUCCCUUCCUCUUUCCCUCACUCUCUCCAUCCCCUGCCAGAAAGAAACUUCACUAUCAAUGGCGUAAAGCAACACCAAAGAGCCAUUUGCCCUCGCGUGCCCGAAACCAUUUGAAAAGAGUGUUUUUGCGACCAACCCAGAUGAGAUUAAGGGGAAAUAAUUAAAACCCAGAAUUAAAAAUUCAAUAUUUUUUUUUUCUUGGAAUUUAUUAACUGUACUGGUGGAUUUUUUUUACUGAAAAAAAAAAAAGAAAAAAAAAAAGCAGAGAUAUAGAAACAGAGAGAGUGUGUGUGUGAGAGAAAGAGAGAGAGAGAGACAGAGAGAGUGUGUGAUAUGCUUAUGAAGAGUGGGGAUUGUGUUGGGGAUUAUUGCCAACCUGGGAAAGCCCGGAGAGUUCUUGUUGGAGGGAUUCUUCGAUUGUAUCCAUGAAAUUACUGUGGCUUUGGCUUUCUCUGCUGAUAGGAUGAGCGAUGCUUACAGAGUUGAGACGACGUCGCGCCUCGCCCAAUGGAGGAUCGACAAUUUGGCUUCCUGCACUUACCGCAAAUCCGAUCCCUUCAAGAUCGGCAAGUGGAACUGGCAUUUAUCUGUAGAGAAGAACAGAGUAUUGUUUGUUAAACUGUACCCAGAGAUAUCAAACUUAACAAGGGACAAUCCACCAAUUGCAUCUUUCAUUAUUCGAGUGGUCUCUUCGGUGGGUGAUCGCAAGGCUUUGACUCAUUCAGAAAUAACAGACAAACAGCUUAAGAAUAACGACGAUUUUGUUUGGGCAAUUGAGGUUCCUUUAACUGGAAAGUUUAUCAUUGACGUUGAAUUCUUGGACUUGAAGACCAUAUCGCCUGACGGUGGAGAACCUUGUUCCAUCUGGGCUGACGGAUUUACCCAAAAACGGUCAAAUGCAACGGCUCUUACAUCCCUUGGCCGAAUGUUGACAGAAGGCAUCCACACAGACAUCAUAAUUAACGUUGCUGAUGGAAGCAUUGGAGCUCACCGUGCUGUUCUUGCUGCAAGAUCACCUGUAUUCCGCAGCAUGUUUUCACAUGACCUCAAAGAAAAAGAACUGUCCACAAUAAACAUCUCCGACAUGUCAAUAGAAUCUUGUCAGGCUUUUCUCAAUUACAUUUACGGAAAUAUCCAACAUGAUGAAUUUCUGGCUCACAGGCUAGAUCUUCUACGUGCAGCUGAUAAGUACGAUAUAGCUGACCUGAAAGAGGCUUGUCAUGAGAGUCUUCUUGAAGAUAUUGAUGCAAAGAACGUCCUUGAUAGACUCCAAAAUGCAUCUCUUUAUCAAUUGCCAAAGCUGAAGACCAGUUGCAUGCGGUAUCUGGUGAAGUUCGGAAAGAUAUUUGACAUCUGUGAUGAUUUCAAUGCAUUCUUGCUAUGUGCAGAAAGGGAGUUGAUAACAGAAAUCUUCCAUGAAGUUCUCGGUGCCUGGAAAGGUUUCUGAAACUCUGCCUAUUUAAAAUUUAAAGAAGAAACGAAGAAAGCAUAAGUAUGUUAAGUCUAUUGUUUAUCAAGUCCAUGAAGAUGGAUUCUUAGAAGAAUUUAGUUUGCAGUAUUUGUUGUCAUGAAGAUGAUUCUUUUGUGCAGAUUGAAUUUGUUCAGGCUUCAUGUACGUGUAUAUAAUAUAUUAAUGUAUUGGUUUUUUAUGACAUAGAUCUUAAACUAUUGUUACAUAAACACAUUGUUGAAUGCAAAACUGGAUUGUAAAAAAUUUGAUCCAAUUUGUUUCUGAUUAUAAGAUGAUUUUAUUUGAUA